Messenger RNA from Pollicipes pollicipes, 1761 nucleotides. RefSeq names its product insulin-like growth factor 2 mRNA-binding protein 2. Lineage: Eukaryota; Metazoa; Arthropoda; Thecostraca; Pollicipedomorpha; Pollicipedidae. The transcript is spliced from 7 exons. The annotation marks the transcript as partial. The record is from RefSeq and is a predicted model, not a curated record. Gene Ontology annotation, molecular function: RNA binding.
CGUCGCGAGCGAGAGGAGGUUAGCAGGGGGCGCGUUCGCCUCCAACACCACUCCUCACCCUUCCAUAGCCCGGUCUAUUGUCUUUUCCAUCCACGUCUUCUCAAAAACGCAAUAAAUCAAACUUGACUGACAAGCAUGAGCAAGCUCUACGUCGGAAACCUGCCGGCGGAUGCCACGGAACCGAAUCUUCGUCAGCUAUUUCAGGAUCACGGGCUAAAUUGCACUGGCGUGUUGGUGAAGCGUGGUGGUUAUGCGUUUGUGGACUGUGCAGACCAAAGUGUUGCGGAUCGGUCGAUCGACAAACUUAACGGCUUCAACUUCAUGGGGAUGCCUUUGCUCGUGGAGCCGUCCGUCUCACCGGCUGCGGGGGUCAGAAAAGGGGCCGUGAAUCAGAUGAACGACCACGGCGUGAGCAACGGCGGCGGCGGCGGCGGCGGCGGCGGCCAGUCUCUGGACGGUCUGGGCGGUGGCCGGCCGCCGCGGCCGCGGCCUAACGGCCGGCCGGGCAUGCCGUUCGGCGGCCUGUCCGGCCAACCGGCGCCGCAGGCUGACUUCCCGCUGCGCAUCCUGGUCAACAGCGAGAUGGUGGGAGCCAUCAUCGGCCGCCAGGGCAACACCAUCCGCCAGAUCACGCAGAGCACCCGCGCCAGGGUCGACGUGCACAGGAAGGACAACACUGGCUCAUUGGAGAAGGCCAUCACCAUAUACGGUAACCCCGAGAACUGUGAUAACGCGUGCAAGAAAAUCAUUGAAGUCAUGAUGCAGGAGGCAGCCAAUACAAACAAGGGUGAGGUCCCGCUGAAAAUAUUGGCCCACAACAACCUGAUAGGCCGGAUCAUCGGCAAAGGCGGCAAUGUGAUCAAACGUGUGAUGGAGGAGACGGACACAAAGAUAACGGUAUCCAGUGUGGCCGACAUCAACAGCUUCAACCUGGAGCGGACCAUCACGAUCAAGGGCGGCCUGGACGGCAUGUCGGAGGCCGAGCGCAUGGUGGUGGCCAAGCUGCGCCAGAGCUACGAGAACGACCUGCAGGCGCUGGCGCCGCAGUCCAUCAUGUACCCGGGCCUGCACCCGAUGGCCAUGAUGUCCACCAUCGGGCUGGGCUUUAGCCGCGGCGGCCAGGGCCUGUACGGCGCCGGGCCGGCCAGCUACCCGCCCAUCUACCCGAGCCCGACCCCCGGUCAGCCGGGCCAGCCGCUCUCCGAGACUGUCUACAUGUACGUGCCGAGCGCCGCCGUCGGCGCCAUCAUCGGCCGCAAGGGCAACUACAUCCGCAACAUCAUCCGCUUCUCGGGCGCCUCGGUCAAGAUUGGCCAGCAGGAGGAGGAGCCGCUGGCCGGACCGGCCGGCCGCGACUCGCCCGGCGGCGAGGGGCCUGAGGGCCACAAGGUGCCGCUCAUGGAGCCCAUGGCUGAGCGCAAGGUCACCAUCUUCGGCACGCCCGAGGCUCAGUGGAAGGCCCAGUUUUUGAUAUUCGACAAGAUGCGGGAGGAAGGGUACGGCGCUGGCAUCGAGGACGUCCGCCUGCCGGUGGAGAUGGCCGUGCCCAGCGCCCAGGUGGGCCGCAUCAUCGGCAAGAAGGGCCAGAACGUGCGCGAGCUGCAGCGCUCCACCGGCACCGUGAUAAAGCUGCCGCAGCCGCCUGAGGACGGCCUGGCGCCAGAGGAGACGGUCGUGCACAUGGUGGGGCCGUUCUACUCGGUGCAGUCGGCGCAGCGGCGGAUUCGGGCGCUCGUGUCGCAGGGCGCGCCGCCGGCCGGC